AUGUUCAAUUCUUAUCAAGCAACUGGCAUGGGUUACGGCCAACCCAACAACCAACAAUACCAACAACAAUAUCAACAGCAGCAGCAACCACAACAGCAACAACAACCUUUGUAUACUCAAAGUACUGGUUUCAUGCAACCUAAUUUAUUUCAAUCCAAUAUUCAACCAGGGUAUAUACAAACUCAAGCAACGGGUUUCAGUGGAGCUCCGACUGUGGUUGAAAACAAUGAGUUGAAAAUACCUAGUUUUAGAUUAUCAUUUAUAACAGCUGAAGAUCAACGUAAAUUCGAACAUCUUUUCAGAACUGCAGUUCCUAGAGGUGAACAAGCAAUAAGUGGUGAUUCAGCAAGUAACAUAUUGCUUAGAUCUGGUUUAAAUGCGGUUACAUUAGCUGAAAUUUGGACUUUAUCUGACGUUGACAAGACAGGAUCAUUAUUAUUUCCAGAAUUUGCUUUAAGUUUACAUUUAUGUAAUGUUGCAAAAAAAGGUGAGCCAUUACCAGGGGUAUUACCAGCAAAAUGGUUGAAUGAAGUAAAAAGUUUCAUGGAUGCUAUCAAUUUUAGUAUACCUGAUGAUCCAAAUAAAAUUUUAGCCAACACACCAUUCGCCAAAAAGAAUGAUUGGUUUUCACAACCAGGCUUAAGCUCUCAAGCUACAGGCUAUAACCCACCAAAUACAAGUUUUGGAGCACAAUCAACAGGAUUCGUACCACAACAAACUGGAUUUGCCCCACAACAGACUGGAUUUGCUCAACAACAAACUGGAUUUGGACAACAACAAAACAAUUUUAUACAACCUCAAACCACUGGUUUUAAUCAACAACCGACUCAAAAUAAUUGGUUAGCACCUCAAGGUACAGGUUUCAAUCAGCAACGUCAACAACCUCCAGCCACUUCAUUUGGUGGAGCAGGCGAAUUUGUUCCACUACAACCUCAACAAACUGCUGGUUUGAUUCAAAAAACUGGUCCACUUCAAGCACAAGGAACUGGAUUCAAUCAACUUGGACCACAGCGUACAGGCAAUUUUGCUCCACAACCAAACGGAAUUCAACCACAACGUACGGGAGGAUUAGUACCACAAUCUACUGGUUUUCAACCACAACAAACAGGUUUCAAUACAAUUGGUUUACAACCACAAAAAACGGGACCAUUACAAGCAAAUAAAACAGGUCCAAUACCAAUUCAAUCUCAACAAACAGGACAAAUGUUACCUCAACAAACUGGUUCCAAUGGAUUUUUACAACUGCAACCAACAGGUAUGUUGAGAGCUCAACCUACUGGGAGACCGGGUGAAUGGGGGUUUGUCUCGAUGCCAACAGGUGGUUAUCAAGGUUUAAAUACUAUGCAUUCAGUUUUUCAACCAAAUAAUAAUUCUCAAAAUUAUCAAGAUUUAAAUAAAGUUAUGAAUCAAAAUUCAUCAAGUAAUGUCACUUGGGCUAUUUCUAAGCAAGAAAAAUUGAUAUAUGAUAAUUUGUUUCAGGCUUGGGAUACUGGUAGGAAAGGUUAUGUUGAUUCCAAUGUUGCAUUAAAUGUAUUUACCAAAUCCGGUUUAAGUAGAUCUGAUUUGGAAGCAAUUUGGACAUUAGCUGAUACUGAUGAUGUAGGGAAAUUGAAUAAAAAUCAAUUUGCUGUUGCUAUGCAUUUGAUUUAUAGAAGAUUAAAUGGUUUAGAUAUUCCAACUAGAUUACCUCCUGAAUUGAUUCCACCAGCUGAUAAAACUUUUAGAGAUACAAUGGACAGUUUGAAAAAUUCAUUGAAAAAUAAUGGAGCUAAUAAAUCAAAUAAAAGUAAGCCUCAAACGAAAUUGAGUGGUUCAAGAUUUAAGAAUGAUGAUGACGAUGUUGGAUAUGUAUCAAGUGCACGUUAUAAAAAGAAAGGAUCAUCUGAGGAACCAGCUGAAAAAUCUAGUGUUAGAUCUUCCAAAGAUUCUGAUUUAACAAUUGAUGAAUUAAAGAAAUUAAUUAGAGAAAAGAAAAUAUUAUUAGAUGCAAUGGAUGUUGAAGAUGAAGAGAAACAAUCAGCUGGUUCAAAUGAAAUUGAUAAAUUAAAGACACAAAUUUUUGAUUUACAUACAAAAAUUGUUAAACAAGAUGGUAAUAAUAAAAAACUGAAUUUACUUAAAAAAUUGGAUCAUAUUACAAGAGAUCAAAUUCCAAAAUUAAUUUCCGAUAUAAAUCAAAUCAAUAAAGAUAUAUCAGAUAAAAAAGUUGAGCUUGUGAAGAAACAAAUUAAAAGUGAGAAUCCAAAUUGGGAUGAAUCUAAUAUUGAUGUAAAUAAUCCUGGUAAGUUUGAUUUGAAACAAAAAAUGGCCAUGUUAACUGGGAAAAAUCCAAAUGGUAAUUCUGAUCAUAAAUUCAAAGAAGCAAUUGAAAAAUCGAAUUCUGAUUUAAAAAGUCAAUCAGAAAUGAUUAAAGACAUUGAAUCUGGAAUCAAAUCAUUAGAAAAUGAAUGUGCAUCUAAGUUAAAAACCUCAUCUCGAUUAGAAUCAGGUUAUGAAAAAUGGGAAAAAGGAUUUGGUAUUAAUGAAGCAGUAGCAUCUUUUGUUAGAGAAUUAUCAAGGUAUCAAAAUCCAGAUAAACCAGUUAAAAACGAACAACCAAGACAACAACAAGCUCAACCAAGCCAUGCUACAACAAAUAAUGAUAAAUUUGUCAAAAACGAUGUAUCUUCUCAACCGGCUACUUCAUCUACUCCGUCAACCUACAACACUGCCGAAGAAAGGGCAGCUUAUAUUAAAGCUGAAGCUGAAAGAAGAAUGGCCGCUAGACUUGAAAAACUUGGAAUCAGUAGAAGUAGUAGAAAUGCCAAAAAGUCGGGAGAGAGCCAAACCGCACCAGCACCGGUUGAAAAAGAAGUGAAUAAAGUCGAGCCACCAAAAUCACAGCAAAAAGAAUCAACUAUUAAACCACAACAACCAGAACAAAAAAUUGAGCCAUCAAACCCACAGGAAACUGAACCAAAGGUUAAUCAAGAAAAACCUGUUAAAAAAGAGGAGCCAGUCGAGUCAGUUGCAAAACCAGAGCCAAUUAAGAAUGACGUUGCUGAACCACCAAAGCAGCCUGAAGUAUCUUCUAGCACCCAAAACAACCAUCAACAACCAUUACCCUCUUCAACACAAGCUCCUCAAGAUUAUUCUUCUUCAGAUGAUGAAGAUUUCGAUUUCCAACCAAAUACUGCUAAGACAUACACUGCUCAUGGUCAAUCAACUUCGAAUAAAUCUCAAGAGUCAACUUUAGCAAGACCUGGAACGCAACAGGAAUCAACUAAUGAUCAAAUUCCUACACCAAAAUUAGAAGAGAAGAAAGAAGCCGAACAACCUAUACAAUCACAACCUCCAAAAAGACAUGAUAAUAAUCCAUUUUUUAAAAAACAAUUUCAAUCAACUCCAGUUGAUACUCAAAAGGCAUCUAUUCAAAGAGGUUUUCAAAGAGGAAUUUCAAAUAAUGAUAAUUGGAGUGACUCAGAAGAUGAUGAUUCAGAAGAUGAUGCACCAAAUAGAGCUGGAGCUGCUCAUUUAGCUAAUUUAUUAUUUGGAGGUAUGGCACCACAACAAACUGGUAAUACUCAGUCUGAAGCAACAGAAUCAAACAAUCCUGUUCAAGAGUCUGUGCAACCACAAACUAAUUAUUCCAAAGAAGUUGAAGAUACAAAUUUUGAUCAAGAAAAUAGAAAUGUAGAACCAGAGUUAUCAGUUGAAUCACCUUCAUUUGCUUCAUCUCAACCAUCUGAUAGUGCUCCAUCAUUGCCUCAAUCAGUUCCACCGCCACCACCACUACCAACACAACAACCUCAACAAUUUUCAGCUCCUUCUCCACCAACUAAUGGUCCACCAUCAAUACCAUCUGAUGUUCCACCUCCACCACCUCCUUCAAACAUUCCACCUGCUCCUCCUUCAAACAUUCCACCACCCCCUCCUUUAAAUUCUGCACCACCACCAGCUCCUCCUUUCCCACAAACGAAUAAUGGAGCAGCACCAUCUGCAGCUGCUCCGCCAGCACCACCACCACCUCCUCCAGCUUCGAAUAAUGGACAAGGAUCAAACUCAACAACUGAAAAUCAGCUUCAAAAUCAAGCUACAGGAAAUCCAAAUAUAGGAGCUUUAUUAAAUCAAAUUACAGGAGGUUCAACAUUACGUAAAGUAGAAACUAAAGUUUCAAGUGGUGCUACUGUUGGUAGAGUUUUAUAA
Lodderomyces pseudojiufengensis is the source of this 4185-nucleotide messenger RNA. It is a transcript of the gene PAN1, whose product is annotated as Pan1p. The record is from RefSeq and is a predicted model, not a curated record. Gene Ontology annotation, molecular function: calcium ion binding; protein binding. The coding region runs from base 1 to 4185 and encodes 1394 amino acids. Gene Ontology annotation, biological process: endocytosis; actin cortical patch assembly; endosomal transport. Gene Ontology annotation, cellular component: plasma membrane; mating projection tip; actin cortical patch. NCBI's taxonomy places the organism in Eukaryota, Fungi, Ascomycota, Pichiomycetes, Serinales, Debaryomycetaceae. The transcript has a single exon.